Leptopilina boulardi is the source of this 1943-nucleotide messenger RNA. RefSeq names its product cAMP-dependent protein kinase catalytic subunit 3 (gene Pka-C3). Gene Ontology annotation, molecular function: ATP binding; protein serine/threonine kinase activity. Lineage: Eukaryota; Metazoa; Arthropoda; Insecta; Hymenoptera; Figitidae. The transcript is spliced from 5 exons. The record is from RefSeq and is a predicted model, not a curated record. Bases 305 to 1279 code for a protein of 324 amino acids. Gene Ontology annotation, biological process: protein phosphorylation.
UCAUCAUCAUCGCAAUAAGGGAUCUAAGAAUAUCACACACGAGUAGAUCAUUGAACCAGACACUUAUCCACGUGCUGCUGCGAAGACUGCGCGAGGAAAGUAAACGAUUAUUCGUUUAAUAGUCGCGCGCGCACGACGGGAGAAUUAUUAUUAUAAAAUAUAUAUAUAUAUAUAUGUAUAUAUAAAUAUAUCGUGUGUGUGUAUGUGAAAAAGAUCUCUUUUUUUGAAAUUUUACUUUUCGGAUAUAAUUAACAAAAAUUAUUAUUAUUUUUAUUAUUAUUAUUUUUACGAACAAGGAAAAAGGAUGUCUGACAAAAUGAUCUCUGACGAAGAUCGAUAUGAUAUCGAUGACUUGGAAAUUAUCAAAACCAUUGGUACUGGAACAUUUGGAAGAGUUGUUUUGUGUCGACAUCAGGGAAUUCCAUUGGCAUUGAAAAUUCUCUCAAUGGUUGAUGUCAUACGAUUAAAACAGGUGGAUCAUGUGAGAAAUGAAAUUAAUAUUUUAAAAGAAGUGAAACAUCCCUUUAUCGUGAAUAUGUUAUGGAGCGGUAAAGACGAGGCUAGAAUAUAUAUGUUAUUGGAAUUUGUUGCUGGUGGUGAACUUUUUUCCUAUUUAAGAGCAGCUGGACGUUUUUCUGGAAGAACCAGUUGUUUUUAUGCUGCCGAAAUAGUUUGCGCUUUAGAUUAUCUACAUAGUAAACAUAUUGUCUACAGAGACUUAAAACCGGAAAAUUUACUUUUAGAUAUUCAGGGACAUUUGAAAAUAACCGAUUUUGGUUUUUCCAAAAAGCUAACAGACAGAACGUGGACACUUUGUGGUACACCGGAAUAUUUAGCACCGGAAAUAAUUCAAAGCAAGGGUCACAAUAAAGCUGUUGAUUGGUGGGCAUUAGGUGUAUUAAUUUAUGAAAUGUUGGCGGGAUUUCCUCCAUUCUACGAUGACAAUCCAUUUGGUAUUUAUGAAAAAAUUUUAAGCGGUAGAAUCGAAUGGCCAAAACAUAUGGAUCCAAUUGUUAAAGACUUAGUAAAAAAAUUAUUAGUUACCGAUAGAACAAAGAGGCUUGGAAAUAUGAGACAAGGUGCUGAGGAUGUUAAAAGGCAUCGAUGGUUUAAACUCGUCGACUGGACGCAGGUGCCACAAAGAGCCCUUACACCUCCAAUUUGUCCAAGAUUAAAAGCACCUGAGGAUCCAAGUUGCUUUGACGAUUAUCCAGAAAUUGAUUGGCGAUCGCAGCCCCCACCACCUCCUGAUCAAUUGAUACUUUUUCAGGAUUUUUGACCUUACAAAAAAAAACUAAGUGCCUUGUAUUAAAAUUUAAAAUUUUAAUCUUGCCAUUUUUGCCAAGAAGCAAAUAUUCGUCUGAUCAUCGUGAUAUUAGUGUCCUUUUUUAGGGAUACUUAAAAAUUGUGCUUCCAUGUUCAGCAAAAAAAAAAAAUUAUUUUUAUAUACACAUAGAUUUCCCACCUUUAGGAAGUCGUAAAAGUUGAACAAUUCUUGUAAAGUGUUUUAACUUAAAAAGAAAAUAAUUUAUAAUAUAUUUCUAUACACUCGAGAGACAAAGAGAGUUUAGAAAACUCGAGGCUCUGCAAUUUUUUUGCGCUUUUUGUCGCUUUUUUAUAUAUAAAAAAAAAUGCGCAAAUAGGAUUAAGGCUGUGAUUUCAGAUCUUGUGUGUACGACUGUGUGUAAGAAAGAGGAAAUUAAAGGAAAAAUUUUCUAAAAGAGAAAAUGUAAAAAAAACACGUCACUAUAGUAUUAUUAUUUCAUUAAUUAUGAAAACAAAAAUUUUUUUGAGAUUUUCAGAAUUUAAUUAAAUAAUUAAUAAUAAAAUUCAAUUAUUAUUAUGUAAAUCUUAUAAAACUAUAUUUGUUAUUUAGUUUUAUAAUAUCGAAAAUAAAAUUAUAUUUACAAUUAAUGAUUAAAUAAAAGUGCCAGUAAAAAAUU